CCACUCACUUCAACUCCCCCUUUCCCCUCCGUCGCCGCAUCGCCGCGCGCGUCCACGAGCCAGCGGCCGCGCUCCUUCACCCGCUUUUGCCGCAUCAGGUCCUCCCCUCUCCUCUCCACUCGCUCGCCAGUUGCCACAUCUAACCCGCUCACCUCCCCCCGCCGCAUCGUCGCGCACGUCGCCGUGCCCGCAACGACCACGACUCCGCCAGCCGACCAGCGCACCAGUCUGUGGCGACUCGUGUGCGACCGAUGGUGACGCACACAUCGAGUAACAUCAACCAGGCACAGGUGCUGGAUCUGGUCGCCGUUCGUAUUGGCGGCGGUGCUAAUCUCUGGCAAGUACCUUGCGCAGAUCCGAAGAGGGGUGCCUCGAUCUGCCACACCAGAAGAUCCGGUUUUGGCCGAAUCGGCAGGCUUGUGUCCAGGGUUGCGCUCUAGAGCCCCGAUGUCGAGCUCGUCGUCAUCAGUGACCCCUUCAUCACCACCGACUACAUGGUAUUGUUCUCGAUUCUCCUAGCUUAUGAGAUCUAUGGGCACGUACGGUAGGGUCAUUUUGGAUUCGUGCAUGGGACACCCGUUUAUAUUCAGUGGAUCCGUACCCUGAGUUGGAUUCGUUGACUGUUGGCUGCUUCCGUGGGUUCGUUUUCUGAUGGAUGCAUGCACUGGCGGAGCCUUGCGGAGGCCAAACGGGGUCGUGACCCCCCCCUCUUACAAACUGCAUUUGUUUUAGUAUACGUAUAUAUGAGGUAUAUAUAUUAAGUGUUUUAGCCCGGCCAUCGGUGGAUGACUCCCUUUCAAUCCGAUUAACUUGUGUAGUCCAUACUCCAUAAUUCCAUAUGUACAAAGCUAUAGCUAGCUAGCACAAGCAGCUUGAUUAAUUGUACGUACAAAGCUAGGUAGCUAGUACAAGCAGCUUGAUCGAUUGUUGUACGAGUAGCUUCCUGCUUGUUGCUGCAUCAGACUGCUUGCUUGCUAGUUGGAUUCACCCUCUACUUGUUGCAUCUUCUGGCAUCUCUAAGAUUUUCCGUCUACUUGCUACUUCAUAUGCAUGGAAUACGAUGAGUCGGCAACAAACAAUUGAUGAGCCUGACUGCCAGAGAAUGGAAGAAGCAAGAUGUGCUCGAUUACCAUGUUUCGACCGGAUCGGCAGGCUUGUGGCCAGGGUUGCGCUCCAGAGCCCCGAUGUCGAGCUCGUCGCCGUCAACGACCCCUUCAUCACCACCGACUACAUGACCUACAUGUUCAAGUAUGACACUGUCAACGGAUAGUGGAAGCACCAUGAAGUUAAGGUGAAGGACUCCAAGACCCUUCUCAUCGGUGAGAAGGAGGUUGCUAUGUUUGGCUGCAGGAACCCUGAGGAGAUCCCAUGGGCUGCUGCUGGUGCUGAGUACGUUGUUGAGUCCACCGGUGUUUUCACUGACAAGGACAAGGUUGCAGCUCACAUUAAGGGUGGUGCCAAGAAGGUCAUCAUUUUUGCUCCCAGCAAGGAUGCUCCCAUGUUUGUCUGUAGUGUCAAUGAGAAGGAAUACAAAUCUGACAUCGACAUUUUAUCCAACGCUAGCUGCACCACUAACUGCCUUGCUCCUCUUGCUAAGGUUAUCAAUGACAGGUUUGGCAUCGUUGAGGGUUUGAUGACCACAGUUCAUGCCAUGACUGCAACCCGGAAGACUAUUGAUGGUCCUUCCAGCAAGUACUGGAGAGGUGGAAGGGCUGCCAGCUUCAACAUCAUUCCGAGCAGCACUUGUGCUGCAAAGGCUAUUUUGUUUGAUUUGAUGGAGGGUUAUGAAGGGAGCCAGUUCAAGAGAUCAUGUGCAAGGGGCAUGGGUCAGAAGGGGGGCGUGGAACUGCUGCAGCCCAUCUGAGACAGAGCAGACUCCAGCGAAUUUGGCCAGCCAGGAUCACAAAAAAUAUAAGCAGUGUUUAUUAGCUAGCUGGAAUUAAAGGCAACGGCGAGAGAGGAAGAUCAAGGACAACUUCAAAAAUAAAGAAUAUAUGCAAGGUGGCAGCCCCGGUGGUACUUCCUUUGGGAAAACAUCAUGAUACUCCUGCAAAAGGUUAGCGACAACAGGAGGCAAAGAAGAAGGCAUAUCCUUAAAUGAAAUCAAAACUUCUUUGCAAAUAAGAGCAUAACAUUCAUCAGUAUGAGCAUCUAACUCAAAAAUUCCAGCACGUGUAGCUAAGAAAGAAGCACCUUUCAAUUUAAUUUCUUUAGAUGUGCUAGGAUCAGAUUUGUGCAUCUUAUUAAAUUGUUCUAACUCAUCAACAACUUUCUGAUUUUUCAGAUUUAGUGCGCUCAAUAUUUGUGUUUCUACUAGCCCGAGCAAGAUGAUCUUUUAAAAUUUGCUCAGGAGACAUAGGGUGUAGAAUGAUUUUCUUUCCUUUAUGUAUGAGAGUGUACUGAUUAGUUCUACCAUCAUGUAAACAUUGUAAUCAUAUUGCAUGGCCUUCCUAGUAACAUAGAACAAGCUUGCAUAUGCACAAUAUCGCAAUCAAUAGUGUCAUGGUAUGAACCUAAAGAAAAAGGAACUCUCACCAUGCGUGUUACCUUUACCUUUUCA
Molecule: messenger RNA, 2560 nt
Organism: Triticum dicoccoides
Lineage: Eukaryota; Viridiplantae; Streptophyta; Magnoliopsida; Poales; Poaceae
Product: glyceraldehyde-3-phosphate dehydrogenase 2, cytosolic-like
Exons: 12
Coding region: 1337-1864 (175 amino acids)
Biological process (GO): glycolytic process
Cellular component (GO): cytosol
Molecular function (GO): NAD binding; glyceraldehyde-3-phosphate dehydrogenase (NAD+) (phosphorylating) activity
Source: RefSeq, a predicted model, not a curated record